CUCAAAUCACCGCACACGCUCAAAAAGAAAACGAUAAUUAUCCCACACACUCGCACACACACUCUCUCCCUCCCAACCUUGAUGCAGAAAGAGGAAAUGGAUUUGUAGAGAGAGAAAGUGAGUACUGUACAUUACAUAGGUGAAAAUUGCAGAGAGCCAUAGAAAGUGCCCUCAUCAAAUUACAAAGCCUUUCGAACUUAAAAAAAAAAAAAAAAAUAAUAAUAAUAAUUCUUUUUUCAGUUUUCGUUAUUUCUUCCAUUAGAGAGUGUAGUUAUGUAAUGGGAUCAAUUACUUGAGUGUAAUGUUGGAGUUUUUGGGCAGAAAGUGAGAUAAUAUUUUCUGGGUUUUUUUAAGUGACCCUUUUGGAUGUGUUUGGAUCUGAGAUAUCUUCUGAUGAACCAAUGAGUUUAUAUGCUUAUCUGCACAUAUGCAUAUGAAUUAUGAAGCUGAUGGAAAGAGGGGGUAUAGUACCAUUGGUGCUGUGGUUAAUUAUAGUGGUGCAUCUAUUGAAAUUUAUCUAUGCUAACAUUGAAGGUGAUGCUUUACAUAGCCUUAGGACGAACUUAGAAGAUCCAAACAAGGUGCUGCAGAGUUGGGACCCUACCCUUGUCAACCCGUGUACAUGGUUCCAUGUUACAUGCAACAAUGAUAACAGUGUUAUAAGAGUUGAUCUGGGGAAUGCUGCUUUAUCAGGUCAAUUGGUACCACAGCUUGGUCAGCUGAAGAAUUUGCAGUACUUGUAUGUCAAGGAGCUCUACAGUAAUAAUAUAAGUGGUCCAAUCCCCAGUGAUCUUGGAAAUCUGACUAAUUUAGUGAGCUUGGAUCUGUACUUGAAUAGUUUCACUGGUCCCAUUCCAGACACAUUGGGCAAGCUUUCUAAAUUACGUUUCCUCCGUCUAAAUAACAACAGCUUGACCGGUCUCAUCCCUUUGUCAUUGACAAAUGUCUCAUCAUUACAAGUGCUGGAUCUAUCCAACAACCGUCUUUCAGGGGCAGUACCUGAUAAUGGUUCCUUUUCUCUAUUCACGCCUAUCAGUUUUGCUAAUAACUUGGAUCUAUGUGGCCCAGUUACUGGACGGCCUUGCCCUGGAUCUCCUCCAUUCUCUCCACCCCCUCCAUUUGUUCCACCACCCCCGAUUUCUUUGCCAGGACAAAAUAGUGCAACUGGAGCCAUCGCAGGUGGGGUUGCUGCCGGUGCAGCUCUGCUCUUUGCUUCCCCGGCUAUUGUGUUUGCAUGGUGGCGUAGGAGAAAACCGAAGGAAUAUUUCUUUGAUGUACCUGCUGAAGAGGACCCUGAAGUACAUCUGGGACAGCUAAAACGUUUCUCUCUCCGAGAGUUGCAAGUUGCCACGGAUACUUUUAGCAAUAAAAACAUUCUGGGCAGAGGUGGUUUUGGAAAAGUAUACAAAGGACGGCUAUCUGAUGGUUUGCUGGUUGCUGUAAAAAGGCUUAAGGAGGAGCGGACUCCUGGUGGGGAGCUUCAAUUUCAAACAGAAGUGGAGAUGAUCAGUAUGGCUGUGCAUCGUAAUCUCCUUAGACUGCGUGGCUUUUGUAUGACUCCUACUGAACGCCUUCUAGUUUAUCCAUAUAUGGCUAAUGGAAGUGUUGCAUCAUGUUUAAGAGAACGCCAACCAAAUGAGCCACCACUUGAUUGGCCUACACGGAGACGCAUUGCUUUAGGAUCUGCACGAGGACUAUCUUAUUUGCAUGAUCAUUGUGACCCGAAGAUUAUUCACCGUGACGUGAAAGCAGCAAAUAUAUUGCUAGAUGGCGAGUUUGAGGCUGUAGUUGGGGAUUUCGGUUUGGCUAAACUUAUGGAUUACAAGGAUACCCACGUUACUACUGCUGUACAUGGCACGAUCGGACAUAUAGCUCCAGAGUAUCUGUCCACAGGAAAAUCUUCAGAGAAAACUGACGUUUUUGGUUAUGGAAUUAUGCUUCUUGAGCUAAUAACUGGGCAGCGGGCAUUUGACCUAGCUCGCCUUGCAAACGAUGACGACGUGAUGUUGCUUGAUUGGGUCAAAGGACUACUCAAAGAAAAGAAAUUGGAAAUGCUGGUUGAUCCAGAUUUGCAGAACAAUUAUGUGGAGGCAGAGGUGGAGCAGCUAAUCCAGGUUGCUCUGCUUUGCACUCAGAGCUCUCUUAUGGACAGGCCCAAGAUGUCGGAUGUGGUGAGAAUGUUAGAAGGUGAUGGUUUGGCUGAACGGUGGGACGAGUGGCAGAAAGUUGAAGUUCUUCGCCAGGAAGUUGAACUUAUUCCACAUUCAAGUUCCGAAUGGAUAGUGGAUUCGACAGAAAAUUUACACGCAGUCGAGUUGUCGGGUCCAAGGUGACCCCUCACGGCUAGAGGAAAUUACUAGGACCUUUUCUGUUUAACCAUUUUUUGCUUCCAAGAAAAUAACCCCUUUCAAGUCUCUGAGAGCCUGUUGUGAAUGUAUGGUUAGUUAUAUUUGUGCAUAGGAAUUUUUAAUGGCAGACAUUUGAUGAAUUGCUUAUAGAAUCAGUUGAACAACUUGUUAUUGGUUUC
Messenger RNA from Olea europaea var. sylvestris, 2527 nucleotides. RefSeq names its product somatic embryogenesis receptor kinase 2-like. Gene Ontology annotation, biological process: protein phosphorylation. Gene Ontology annotation, molecular function: protein kinase activity; protein binding; ATP binding. Lineage: Eukaryota; Viridiplantae; Streptophyta; Magnoliopsida; Lamiales; Oleaceae. The record is from RefSeq and is a predicted model, not a curated record. The coding region runs from base 441 to 2333 and encodes 630 amino acids. The transcript is spliced from 11 exons.